Messenger RNA from Closterium sp. NIES-65, 1392 nucleotides. The record is from the annotation of a GenBank genome assembly. Lineage: Eukaryota; Viridiplantae; Streptophyta; Zygnematophyceae; Desmidiales; Closteriaceae.
AUGAAGAACCGGUGGGUGUUGAUGACGAAGUACCACAUCGACGACACCGUCGAGCGAGAGAAGGCGAGGCUGGUCGUGAAGGGCUUCACACAGGUGUACGGCGCCGACUACGACGAGACGUUCGCGCCGCUCGACAUGAAGAACGCCUUCCUGCAGAGCAAGCUCGAUCGGGUGCUGUACAUGUCCCAGCCGGACUACUUCAACGAUGGAACCGGCCGGGUGUGUAAGCUGCUGAAGAGCCUGUACGGGCUGAAGCAGUCGCCGCUGUUGUGGUACUUGGCGCUCAACGAUGUGCUGGUCGGCGCCGGGUGGAAGAAGAGCCAGGUCGACGAGGCUCUUUACUUCAAGGUCGGCGAGGGUGGAGUGGCCUGCUGGGUGCUGGUCUACGUGGACGACCUGCUUGCCGCCAGCAGCAGCGUCGCGAUGCUGAAGGAGCUGAAGGAGCUGCUGGAAGCUGCCUUCGAGCUGCGCGAGAUCUCCCCGGUGCAGAAGUACCUCGGGCUGGAGAUCGUGCACGACAGGUCGGCGGGGAAGCUGUGGCUGCAUCAGCAGGGCUACACCGACAAGCUUCGUAGGCGCUUCAUCGACGAGGAGCAGACCGGGCGCACCCCGAAGGCACCGGUCUCGGUCCGCGCCUACGCCGAGCUCACCUUUGAUGACAAGGAGGCGCAGGAACGGCAGGAGGAGUACCGGCAGAAGGUCGGCUCGCUGCAGUUCGCGGCGACGACGACGAGGCCGGACAUCGCCUUCGCCUGCAGCAAGCUGGGGAGCGGCCUCACGGUGAGAAGCAACCAGCACUGGCGCGAGGUCGACCGCUGCCUCGCAUACCUCGCCAACACGCGUGACACCGCCCUGGAGUUCAGCGGUGGACGUGAGUCACUGGAGCUGGUCGGCUACGUGGACGCCGACGACGCUGGAGACAAGCAGAACAGGACGAGCACGAGCGGCUACGUGUUCAUCUACGGAGAAGCUGCAGUCUCCUGGUCGAGCCAGCGCAUCAAGUGCGCGACGUUGUCGCCGACCGAGUCGGAGUACGUGGCGGCCACUGAAGGUGGCAAGGACGGACGCCGCCUUCGCUUCCUCCUCGCCGAGUUCCGGCAGCUGGACGCCGGAAAUCCGACUGUCCUGCGCAUGGACAACAAGUCGGCCAUCACGGUCGCCAAGGGCAUGGGGUUGACAGGCAACCUCAAGCACAUGGAGCGGCGACAGGCCUGGCUGCAGCACAUGGUGAAGCGCAGAAAGUUCUUGCUGCAGUACAUCCCAACCGCUGAGCAGCCAGCCGACUUUCUAACGAAGGCGCUGCACUAUCCGGCCUUCAACCGGUGCUCCGUCGCAAUCGGUCAGGUGCGCUUGGCCAACGUGGGCGACGGCGACAACGACGUGCAGCACUAG